This is a messenger RNA of Ostreococcus tauri, 1653 nucleotides long. RefSeq names its product unnamed product. NCBI's taxonomy places the organism in Eukaryota, Viridiplantae, Chlorophyta, Mamiellophyceae, Mamiellales, Bathycoccaceae. The record is from RefSeq and is a predicted model, not a curated record. The transcript has a single exon. The coding region runs from base 1 to 1653 and encodes 550 amino acids. Gene Ontology annotation, molecular function: monoacylglycerol lipase activity; short-chain carboxylesterase activity.
AUGUACACCUAUAUACGGACGAGUCGUCGACGGGUCGGCCGUCGUCUACGUAUUGAGGUGUGUAUACGCCCAUGUGUGACCACACACACGCGACGCGCGCGCGCGUCGACGCCGCACUCGUCGCGCGCGCGCGCGUCGAUGCGCCCCGUCGAGGCGUCGCGCGCGAUCGCUUUCGCGCGCGUCCGUGGUCGAUCGCGCGCGCGCGGGCUCGGGACGCACGCGGACGCACGCGGUGGAUUUCAGGCGAUGGCGUCCACGAUGGGGCGGCGAACGACGACGGCGACGCGGGCGCUCGGUGGGGCCCAGGGCGCGUUCGGCGUCGCCGUCGUCGCCGGCGCGUGGUACGCCGCGAUGGUGGUGAUGACGCGGACGCGAACGAGGAGCGAGGUGCGGGUGACGGGGGCGGGACGGAGCGCGGCGGCGACGGCGGCGCUGGACGCGUGCGCGGAACUCUUGAAUAGAGGGUACGACGCGGUGUCGUGGCUGACGAAUCGACACGUGAGUACGAUAUUGAGCUCGUUGUUGCGGCGAGAUUUGGACGUGAAGUAUCAGCGGGAGGUGGUGACGAUGCCCGACGGGGGACACGCGACGCUGGACUGGCCGCUGAGCGUGGACGGGGACGUCGAAGACGAGGCGUUUGAUUCGGGCGUCGAGGGCGAUGCGUGCGAGAUUGAGCGAAGAGGACCUCCGUACGUGAAUCGAGUGUUUGAUCAGAGCGCGCUCGUUCGUCGGCGCUUGGCGGCGCACCAGGCGGGGAUCGCCGCGGAUGCGCCCGUGUUGGUGCUCAUGUCGGGCAUCGCGGGCGGGUCGCACGACAAGUAUUUGAAGCACUUUUUGAAGCGCGCUCGGGCGAGGGGGUUCAGAUGUGUGGCGUUCAACUGUCGCGGUACCUCCGAGUCGCCGCUGACGACGCCGCAGUUUUACAGCGCGUCGUACACGGGAGACAUCAGGCACGUUGUCAGUACGCUUCACGAGCGCUUUCCAAACGCGCCGCUCUUUGCAAUCGGAUGGUCGCUGGGGGCGAACAUCCUGACCAACUUCCUCGGCGAGGAGGGGGAGAAUGCCAAGCUCGAUGGUGCGGCGGCGCUGUGUAACCCGUUCGAUCUGAACAAGUGCGAUACCGCGCUGGAGAGCGGAUUCUUUGGGAAAAUUUAUAGCAGAGCAAUGGCGAGCAACAUGCGAAAGCUCUUCGCGCCGCACGAGAACCUUUUCGCGGGCUUGCCCAACUAUAAACCGGAGCUCGUCAAGGCUGCGAAAACGGUGAGAGAUUUCGAUGAAGCCAUCACACGCGUGACGUUCGGUUUCCCCUCCGUCGACGCGUAUUACGAGUACUCCGGGAGUAAGAAUCGCAUCGCAGACGUGCGCGUCCCGCUGAUGGCGGUGCAGGCGCUUGACGAUCCCAUAGCCGUCGCGGAUUCUAUCCCGCGCAAGGCGAUCGAGAACAACGAGCACAUUAUUUUACUUGAAACCGAGACUGGCGGACACCUGGCUUGGGAAGCCGGUCCCGAGGCGCCGUUUGGGGCACCUUGGCCCGACGCCGUGGUCAUGCGAUUCUUCGAGGCGCUUGUGGAUGCGAAGCGCGAAACGAAAUUCGCUCCGGUGGCGAGUGAGGUGGCGACGCCUAUCGACGUCGGCACUUCUCCCGCGCGCUAG